GUUGCUGUGGAAAAACGAUUGUUUAAAUAUGGCGCACAUUUUCAAUUUAUCUUCGAACGCGAGAAAGAAUCCUGUCCCAGAGAGAGAGAGAGAGAGAGCGCACGAGAGAGUGCACAUCGAAAAACAAUGAGCGAAGAAAUUACGGAGAAGAAUGCGUCCCUCGACAAGACAGCUCGGAAACUCACCGAGGAUAUACAGAACAUGUCGAAUUACAAGGCGCUUUACAGCGAAAUACAGGUGGGUGGUGUUGAGACUCGAAUUACACAUUUUGGGAGAAAUUUAAUUGUUGUUAUCCUUGUCUUUUUCUCGCCAGAGACUCGUCGCGUCGCCCGUCGUGGACAAGGACGAUUUCAAAAAUUCCCUGAUCGCGGCAUUGAAAACCAACGGCUUGGAAACGGAGAUCAGAAACACCGUGUUUCACUGGGCGCGAUCGCGAGUACGUGGGUACUUGUGUUUUUUUUUUUUUUUUUUUUUUCAAGGCAAUUUUGGGUACAAGUUUUAACGAUCCGAACAAAUUUUCAGGGCUCGUUGCACUCGCGAUCGGUUUCCCACAUACAAUCGGCCGAUCUGAGUUACUUGAAGAAGACACAGAUUCAAUGGGAACGGCGCAUACAGAAGUCGUUGAAUUCGACGUGCAGCGAACUAAAUAUUCCACUGGCUCGUAUAAGACCAACUGCCGAUCGGGACGAACUUGUCGAAAAGUGGAACGAACUUAGCACUUACGACAUCGAUUUGUCGCAAUAUCGACCGUUGUACGCGCCGAAGGAUUUCUUAGACGUGUUGUUUUCCAUACGCGAUCCUUCCUUUAAGAAGCAACCAGACGAAUUGAAUUGGGAUUUCAGUCACAUACAAAUUGGCGUAAAAACACUCGCGCAAUUGAGACGCAUGUAUUCGGAAUUGGCUCAAGGAAUGUCGUUACUCGGAGUGAAUCCUGAACUGCCGUCCGCGGAAGGUUUUCCGAAUUUAGAAGCCGAGCGUACGCACAUCGGCGAAAAAGUACUGAGUUCCAAUCACGCACCGAUCGCUCAAGAAUUUCUCAAACGUGGCUCGCCGCGAGCGUUACGCGGUCGACUCUGGUCUCUCGUUCUCGGAUCCGUUAUCAAAGAUAACGACGUAGAUUAUUACGAUGAAUUAAAAAAUAUGGUAUUGCAGUACGACAUUGUGAUAGAUAAACUGAUAAUAAUGGAUGUACAGUUAACGGCAAGAAACGACGAUCAGUAUUUUGUAUUCGAGGAUAUUUUGUACAAAACCAUGUUGUGUUUCUCGCGAGAUUCCGAAGUGCUUGCUCCGGUCACAACUGACAGAAGUGCCGGCGGCCAAGUGAUUCACGCGGUUCUGCAGGGCAAACCGGCGACGUUAGAAAAUACAUUGGUUUUUCCACCUAGCGGUGUUAUUCCGUUUCACGGAUUCACAAUGUACGCCACACCGUUUUGUUAUUUAUACGACGAUCCCUGCGCCAUGUAUUACACUUUUCGUGCGUUUUACCUGAGAUAUUGGUUUCGUCUGCACACCGUGUCGAGCCACGAACAAGGCAUAGUCGCUCUCUGUUUGCUCUUCGAACGAUUGCUGCAGUGCCACGAACCGCAAUUAUGGGCCCAUUUAAAAAAUAUACACGUUCAACCCAUAAGAAUAGUUUUUAAAUGGCUCAUGAGAGGUUUCAGCGGUCAUUUACCACCCGAACAACUGUUGUAUCUGUGGGAUCUAAUUCUCGGUUAUGACUCUUUGGAGAUCAUCCCGUUAUUGGCAGUGACAAUACUGAGUUUUCGAAAAGAAAAUUUACUGCAAGUCAAUACUCAGCAAAAUGUAGAGGCUGUAUUAGCAGAUUUAUCUUCGUUAAAAGUAAUGCCUCUCUUACAACUAGCUCUCUUGAAAGAAUAAUAGUAUUAUUUAUAUAUAUAUAUUUUAUGUACAUGAAAUACCGAUGCGCAACACAGAAUUUGUAAUUUUUUAAUGAUAUAUAUACGUAUCAAAUUUGGUAAUCCUAUGGAUUUGAUGUGAUACGUAGAUUUACUUCCACACAUAGAAAAAUAAUUACACAUAUUAUAAUAUAUUAUAUGUA
This is a messenger RNA of Pseudomyrmex gracilis, 2059 nucleotides long. RefSeq names its product TBC1 domain family member 19. The transcript has 9 exons. Bases 127 to 1878 code for a protein of 583 amino acids. NCBI's taxonomy places the organism in Eukaryota, Metazoa, Arthropoda, Insecta, Hymenoptera, Formicidae. The record is from RefSeq and is a predicted model, not a curated record.